Phragmites australis (common reed) is the source of this 565-nucleotide messenger RNA. Its product is annotated as histone H4. Lineage: Eukaryota; Viridiplantae; Streptophyta; Magnoliopsida; Poales; Poaceae. The coding region runs from base 82 to 393 and encodes 103 amino acids. The transcript has a single exon. The record is from RefSeq and is a predicted model, not a curated record. Gene Ontology annotation, biological process: nucleosome assembly. Gene Ontology annotation, molecular function: DNA binding; structural constituent of chromatin; protein heterodimerization activity. Gene Ontology annotation, cellular component: nucleosome.
AAACUCCCAAUCCCCAAAUCGCCCACAAGGUCCCAAAUCAUCAGCAAGGUUUCCUCCGCUUCGAGCUCACCUUAAGGAGCCAUGUCGGGCCGCGGCAAGGGAGGCAAGGGGCUGGGCAAGGGCGGCGCGAAGCGCCACCGCAAGGUGCUGCGCGACAACAUCCAGGGCAUCACGAAGCCGGCGAUCCGGAGGCUGGCGCGCAGGGGUGGCGUGAAGCGCAUCUCCGGGCUGAUCUACGAGGAGACCCGCGGCGUGCUCAAGAUCUUCCUCGAGAACGUCAUCCGCGACGCCGUCACCUACACGGAGCACGCCCGCCGCAAGACCGUCACCGCCAUGGACGUCGUCUACGCGCUCAAGCGCCAGGGCCGCACCCUCUACGGCUUCGGCGGCUGAUCCCCUCCCGCGGCGCUUCGGUUUCGAGUCCCGUGGUCGUCGAUGGUAGCAAUGUUGUUAGGGUUUCGUUCCAUCUGAUGUCAGUAAUGAACUUGUCUGUUCUGUGAUCUGAAAUGGAAUUCGAAGCGUAUGAAUGAAAUGGAUCUGUGUUUACUUGGUUAAAUAACUUUAA